GACGUCCUCAGACCUUCAGGUAACUCAUUUGUUUCUUCUGUAGCCUACUUGCCAACUUAGUCUUAGUCUCAUGAGUCUCCGGUGGUUAUGUGAAAAAAGGGACGAAUUAACCAAACCGUGACAAAUCGGCGCUUCUCCUUGUGUGUUUGCAAAUCCGUUUAUUUUGCUCCCUCCCUUCAAGUAGAGCAAAAACUCGACGUGGGACGCUACUGAGCCAAGGAGAGCAACAGUUGAGCUCUAAAAUCUCACUCCGCCGUGCUCCUUUCAGUCGCAACGCACUUUUAUGCACAAUACUGUAAGGCUGUUACAUGUACGGAAGUUAAAUGAUGGCUUUUUCGCUGUGUAGAGCAACUGUUAUCUUGUUGAUGCUCCUGCAGAUGGUUGGAUUUUCUUGUUCACUCAGGCGGACUGCAGACAGUGGUUUGGAGACCCUUAGUCCCCCCCUUGAUGUGGAGCUAGAGACGCUGAACUGCACCGCAGUUGCUGUCAGGUGGAGGGUGCCACGGCGACAUGUCACCGCUGUCAUGGGUUACCGGGUGUUCUUAACAGAGGUGAAGAACAACAGUCCUGUAGGAACACCUAUUGCACGGAAUAUGCCUCUCCGCGUAGACAUGUUAAGAAGGGUGCCAUGGGAUGGACUUGUCGACUUUAGCAUGGAGGUGUCCAAUCUGAAGAAUGAUACCCAGUACCAUGUGACCAUAGCAGCCUAUGGGUGGGCGGGGGAGGGGCGACCCAGCAUGCCCAGGGACAUAAUGCCAGCCUCCCACGAGAGAUGCCUCAGGCCAGCGUCCCCCUCAGCACCGCAUGUGGUAGCAGCAUCUCAUACAGAAAUCGUGUUGUCAUGGAAACCGGGUCCAACCGAAGGGGCUUCACCUGUUCAGCAGUUCCUGGUUUCCUACACCAGACCAGAGGUGGACUCAGAGUGGACAUCUCUUCGUGUGCCGGUUCAGACCAACUCCAUGGUUCUGAGAGGACUGAGUCCAGACACACUCUACCAGUUUAUGGUCCAAGCAGUGAAUUCUAACGGCGCCAGUGACCCGAGCUCCAUCAAUGGCAUUUGGACUCUCAGUAUUCAAGAGGCUGGCAGUGGAGCACUCAGUAAACAGCGUCUCAUCCACCCCAUCGCCAACGACGAGGCUGUCAUUGUUGACUAUGACUACAGAGCAAACACUGAGGAGCUCUCUCCCAGUAAAGACUUCAAGAAGCCUCAGGUGACCUCCCGACCAGAAGCCCCAGCCUCACAGAUAAGUGGCAACGUCUGGAGAUUUGCCCCCUUGCCUGCCGUAUCCACCCCCUCUGAUGCCCCCUCCGAUGCCCCCUCUGGCACCACCCUCGGCCCUCCCCUGCCCCCUUCGGCACCAAUGACCCAGUGGCGGGGGGCGCUGAGGCGCCUGUACGACCUGCCCUGCGAGGACACCGUGUGCCCCUCCCACACCAUCUGCGUGGACGACCACGCCAGCGGGGGCUCCCGAUGCCAGUGCAGCCUGGGCAGAGGAGGGCAGUCCUGCUCCGAGGUUGUAGCGGUUCAGUUCCCUCGGCUGUAUGGUGAUUCCUACAUGGCCUUUGACCCUCUGAAGAACUCCUUCCACUCCUUUCAGAUCAGCCUGGAGUUCAAGGCAGACAAUGAGGACGGUCUCCUGUUCUACUGCGGUGAGAAUGAACACGGAUACGGGGACUUCGCCUCUCUGGCUCUGUACCGAGGGAAGCUGCACUUCAGGUAUAACUGUGGGACCGGAGCGGCUCAUCUGGUGAGUGAGAGGGGGGUGGUCACGGGCCAGUGGCACAGCGUAAGCGUCAACAGGGAGGGCACGACCGGCUGGCUCCGACUGGAUAAUCACACGCCUACCACAGGACAGUCACAGGGAACAUACACCAAGAUCACUUUCCGCACUCCACUCUAUGUGGGCGGGACUCCCAAUGGCUAUUGGCUGGCGAGGGCUGCAGGAACCAACCGAGGGUUUCAGGGUUGCCUGCAGAGCCUGUCAGUCAACCGCAGAGUGGUGGACAUGAGGCCCUGGCCACUGGGGCGUGCCCUCUCUGGGGCUGACGUGGGUGAGUGCAGUGACCAUGCCUGCUCAGGGGUGUUCUGUGCCAACGGGGGAACGUGCUUCAGCAGUCAAGCAGAUGCCCACAUUUGCCUGUGCCCGCUGGGAUACAGAGGACCGCUGUGCCAAGAGAAGUUCUGGCUGUCGGUGCCACACUUCAACGAGUCGCUGCUGUCUUACGCUAGCGCCCCCUGGCCUCAUCCACAGCGCCACUACCUGUCCUUCACCGAGUUUGAGAUCACCUUCCGGCCCUCCGCACCCCACGGAACCCUGCUCUACUGCCAGGACGCCAACAGCAGCGACUUCCUGUCCGUCACUCUGGUGGACGGCCAUGUGGAGUUCCGCUUUGACUGUGGCUCAGGAGCGGCAGUUCUCAGGAGUGAGGAGGCUGUCAGCUUGUUCAGCUGGCAUGAGGCUCGGGCAUCUCGCACGGCCAGAAAGGGCAUCUUGCAAGUGGACAGCCAGAGAACUGUGGAGGGCAUGGCAGAUGGCGCGUUCACUCAGAUCCGCUGUAGCUCUCCUCUGUACCUGGGGGGAGUCCCGGACUACAGUGCCACCCGGAGGGACUCUGGAGUACCGGAGCCAUUUACUGGGAGCAUCCAGCAGGUCUUGCUGAAUGACCAUGUGAUCCCGCUCACUGCGUCCUCAUUGGAGGGGGUGAAUGUGGGGAACGCGGAGCACCCCUGCGGUACCCGCCCGUGUGCCAACGCUGGGUCGUGUCAGCCCAGAGCAGACCAGUACCAAUGCGACUGUCCAAUAGGCUUCCACGGAAACCACUGUCAGAAAGGCUGUGCGGGCCAGUGCCUCGACAUUGUGACAGAAGACAUUGAGGUUCCCCUCUUCACUGGUAGAAGCUACCUCAAAUUUGACCGCAGAAAUAUUUUGAAACGGCUCUCUGGCUUGCGGACCCAUGUGCAGCUGCGCUUCCGAUGCUCUGCCCCCAAUGGGCUCUUGCUGUGGCGAGGGGAGGGGCCAGGUCUCGCUGGCGCUGACUUCAUGUCGCUGGCUUUGCAGGGCGGAGCGCUCAUCUUCAGCUUUGAUCUUGGUAGUGGACUUGGCACGGUGGUGGUCAAUGGAACUUUUAAUGAUGGUCGCUGGCACCAGUUGAAAGCAGUGAGAGAUGGGCAAUAUGGCCGGCUGGUCGUGAAUGGUCAGAAGACAGGUAGGGGACAGUCUCCAGGGAGAAUGAGGCAGCUCAACUCCAAUGGACCUCUGUAUAUAGGGGGGAUGAAGCAGAUCUCCCUGCACACUCACAGGCAGUACAUGAGGGGCCUGGUCGGCUGCAUCUCCCACCUUUCGCUCUCCGCCAACUUCCACAUCUCCUUGAUGGAGGAGGCCUCGGAUGGCAAGAACAUUGACACGUGUCUCGAGUGACCUGUGGACCUACCAGGCACCUCCCUCACGGGCCCUCUCCUCCUCCGUCAGCUGACUAGCUCAAACAGCUUUCAAUUUUUCUUUGAUAAACUUGUAACAGUGUGUGGCCAUGAGCUUGGAUAAGGUUGUACUAUGCAGGGCCUCUUCUCCAUCAGUAUGACGUCUUAGGCGCAGUCCUUUGUGGCCCUAUAGCCCCUCUCUACAGCCUUGGGCCCUGCAGAAGCCCUCCAAUCACAAAGCCACUCUUCAUGGAGCCCCAUCCCCCACUAGGUCCUUGUGUCAUUGUGUCCCACCUUCAACACACCUCUUCUCCUAUUCAGUCCAUAUGACAUCAACAUCACAAACAUGUGUUAAGGAGAGACAAACAUGUGUUAAGGAGAGACAAACAUGUGUUAAGGAGAUACAAACAUGUGUUAAGGAGAGACAACCGGCACAAGGAGACACUUGCUCCACAGUGAAGAACCCUUCGACAUGAUCAGCUUCUUUUCAGCACUCAAGAACGCUGUUUUGCCAGCAACUCGUUUAUGUGUUUUUAAUGUUACAAAUGUUUUCCUAGGGCCUGAAGCUUUCCAAAAUUAUGUUUGUAAUUACUUUUCCUCAAACCUCUUCCUAAGUUUAAAAAAAAAAGAAAAACUCUAGUUUUCUUGUAUUCUAGUUGGCUAGCACCAGCCAUGCCCUCUGAACUGCAUCUCAUUUAAUUCACGAGGAAAGGAGUGGAUUUGCCUGGAUCACCCAGAGCUUGUGUACACACUCUACUUCCCAGGGCUGCCAACACUAAUGUUGUUUGCCUAAAAUGUUUAUUUAUGUUUAUUUUUUCACCUAAAAUCCAGACAACCACAAACGUAACCCUCACGUAGACCCUUUGCAAACACAAGAACAUGUGUCAUCCAUUAUAAAUGCAUCAACGUUUGACCAACAGAAGGAAUCAAACACAAAGGCUGAGAACUAGGUCUCAUUCAGCACAAAGAUGCUGCAUCUCCCAAAGGACUUUAUUUUUUAUUUAUUGCGCUUCAGCAUGCCUUAGAACGACCUUGUAUGUUCUUUGUUCUUCAAACGGAAUGUUUGUUAGUUUUUUUUUGUGAAGAUGUUCUGCCAAUCGGACUGCUGGCGCUGAGGUAGCAACAGAAGAGGAGGAGGAGGAGGAGAGGAGAAAAGGUUUCUCUGCCCUGGACAUGCGGUGCCGUCGCGUGUCUGUAAGAUCUGCCCCCGCGGUGCUCGGUCAGCUGGAGCUGUCAUGGCGGCUGAUCUGAUGAUGGCUGGCUGACUGCAAGGCUGUGUUUGGAUCCGGCAGACACCUGUUCGUUGUCCAUGUCAUUUUACCAGAUAUAGCACCACUUCGGGGUCAUUAUGCAAAAAAAAAUGUGGACUCUCACUGAAGGCUUCCCUGCUCUCUGUAGGUGCAUACAGAUUUAUCUGACAUCACAGACUGUUUUGCAUACUACGUUGAACUACAGAACAUAGCCCCUCUUGUUUAUGCACUGUAUUACGUUUUUAUGUUGUCUGUGCACCGUCUUUGUUUGCUUUCCCAGUUCAGCUGUUCAGUCUAUGAAGGGCUUGUUUUGUCUGUUGCCUCUGUGUGGUAUUGUGCAAUACACUCCAGGCCUGAUUACUGAGAGCACACACCACCCCUGAUGAACUUUUACCCUCACAACUUCCAACUCCAUUCUGCCCCGUUUUAACUAGUGUCUUUCCCAGUGAGAAACUAUUUCAUUCCCAAAAUGAGGCUGUUGAUUAUUGCUUCGUGACUACUGAAAGCAACUGUUUUAAUGCUUUAUUAAAGUUAUUUUUAUUUAUAUUGUG
Messenger RNA from Clupea harengus (Atlantic herring), 5219 nucleotides. Its product is annotated as pikachurin. The record is from RefSeq and is a predicted model, not a curated record. Gene Ontology annotation, molecular function: calcium ion binding; protein binding. NCBI's taxonomy places the organism in Eukaryota, Metazoa, Chordata, Actinopteri, Clupeiformes, Clupeidae.